AUAUCCUUCAUUUCGUGACUUAAGUAAUAAAGUACUUUCCCUUUUCCACUAAUAGUAACUUCACUGAAUAAAUUUGGCGAUAACUAUCUAUAAUCUAUGGCAGGUCUAAAGCGUAAGCUAGAAGGUGAGAUAGAGAUAAGAGUUGCAGGGGGUGAUGCCUUCCAUGAACUGUUCCAAGACAGGCCUCAUCAUAUCUGCAACAUUCAUCCUGAGUUUGUGCAUGGCUGUGACUUGCAUGAUGGUGCUUUUGGUACUGCCGGAUCUAAAAUAUGCUGGAAUUAUACUUUAGAUGGGAAGCGUCAAUCUGCAAAGCAAAUACUUGAAUUGAUCGACGAGGAGAAUAAGAUCAUCAAAUUCAAGAUGCUGGAAGGAGAUUUGAUGGAAGAUUAUAACACCUUUGUUCUAACUUAUCAGGUUCUACCAGAAAGUAAGGAAAUUAGUUUAGUAAAAUGGAUAUUUGAAUACGAGAAGAAGCAUCCAGGCGUUCCUGAGCCAUCAUCUUUAAUGGAUACAUUGCUCGGACUGGCGAAGAAGAUUGAUGAUCAUCACCAUCGCCAAGAUAAAUAGACUUAAAUAAUUGAGCAAUGCAUCUAGCAGUUAGCACUGCUUGCUUCAUUACUUCGGUGUCUACUUGCAUUUUGAUACGAGUAUUGUCUCUUUCAAGUUGUGUGUGAGAUGUAAUAUUUGAUGUGUUUUUCACUUACAUGUGACAUGUAUCGUUAUGCAUGAAUGUCAACUAGCUUAUUUGGUAAGGUCUUGUAAGGUCGUGGUAUUCAAGAUCAACCGUGGAAUGUAGUACAUAUCAGUAUAUCACUACCUUCCGUGUUUUUCUAUUACCACAAAAAUAAAGCAUGCAUUGUAAUGCAUUCUUCUUAAAUGUAUGUCAUCAUCUUUGUGAUAGUAGUAUUGAGAAAUGUCAAGUAUAUUAUAUAUAA
Beta vulgaris subsp. vulgaris (sugar beet) is the source of this 935-nucleotide messenger RNA. Its product is annotated as MLP-like protein 43. The record is from RefSeq and is a predicted model, not a curated record. Bases 97 to 567 code for a protein of 156 amino acids. Gene Ontology annotation, biological process: defense response. The transcript is spliced from 2 exons. NCBI's taxonomy places the organism in Eukaryota, Viridiplantae, Streptophyta, Magnoliopsida, Caryophyllales, Amaranthaceae.